Messenger RNA from Eupeodes corollae, 1541 nucleotides. Its product is annotated as venom serine protease Bi-VSP-like. Lineage: Eukaryota; Metazoa; Arthropoda; Insecta; Diptera; Syrphidae. The coding region runs from base 36 to 1430 and encodes 464 amino acids. The transcript is spliced from 7 exons. Gene Ontology annotation, biological process: proteolysis. The record is from RefSeq and is a predicted model, not a curated record. Gene Ontology annotation, molecular function: serine-type endopeptidase activity.
GUUAUCUCAUUAUAGACGUGUUUUAUAUAGACGAAAUGAUGUGUGUUUUAAUUGUGAUUGUAGUUCCUUUUAUUCCUGGAAUCGUAGUGGAGAGUAAAAGUCAAAAUUGUGUGGACUCUUUGAAUCGUCCUGGAAAUUGUAUCCCAGUAUCUGGAUGUCCAUAUCUUAUCGAGGAAUUCUACGAACAAGCUCGAAAGUUUCCCGAUAGUAUUGAUUUUCAAAACUUCAUUAGUCAGAGUCUUUGCGGUUUUGAUGGUUUUCGUUUUUCGAUUUGCUGUACAAUAAGAUCCAACAAUAAUGUUCAACAACAACAACAGCUACAACAACAACAGGCUCCACAGCAAGAUCCAUGGUAUGGUCAACAAUCGUCUACUUUAUUUCAAUUUUCUCCUUUAGGCAAUCAAAUUGACUCCCCUUCAUCGCCUGCACCAAUUCAAAAUUCUGUACCAAUUACGCAGCCAUCGAUACCUCAGAUGACGACGCAAAAUAUGGAACCCAUAAUUAUUGCACCGGUUCCUGGACAACCAUCAGUAACUAUUGCCCCACAAAAUGAUCUUAUUGUGAUAAAUCCAAUUCCUGGUGAUCAGUCAUCACCUUUUAAUCCUAAACCUUCGCCAUCGGCGGCGACUAAGUCAAUGAACCCUCCAGCCUCUGGAGAGUGUGGGGUAUCGAAUAAGUUCACCAAUCGAGUAGUUGGAGGAUUAGAGGCUAGAAAAGGAGCCUAUCCAUGGAUGGCGGCACUUGGAUACAUUGAAGCCACACAUCCAACUGUUUUGAAGUUUCUUUGUUCUGGAAGCUUGGUGUCAAAAACGUACGUUAUAACUGCUGCCCACUGUUUAAAUCCGUCGUCGUUGGUUUUAGUCCGACUUGGUGCACAUGAUCUAACCAAAACGGAAGCUAGUGCUGUCGAUGUGCGAAUCAAACGACAAAUAGCCCAUGAACAGUACAACCUCAAAUCGAUCUCAAAUGAUAUUGCAUUGCUCCAAUUAAACGCUCCAGUGUCAUUUACAGAAUUCAUAAGCCCCAUUUGUCUGCCGGAGGACAUUAAAUUCAUGCAACAAGAUUUCGUUGGAAAUAAUCCAUUCGUUGCUGGAUGGGGUACAGUUAAAUUUCAAGGUGCUCCAUCGAAUGUUUUACGUGAGGCACAAGUUCCGAUAAUUGAAACUGAGACCUGUUUGGCUAAUUAUUCGACAAAAUUUAAGCCUGUUGCAGUGACUAAUACACUCAUUUGUGCAGGGAAUUAUAUAACCGAUGCUUGUCAGGGGGAUUCCGGAGGACCACUCAUGAUGCCUCAAGCAAGUGAGAGAAAAUUUCACUAUUAUGUUAUUGGCCUUGUUUCGUAUGGAUACGAAUGUGCUCGAGCUGGUUUUCCGGGAGUUUACACUCGUGUUGCUUCUUACAUGCAAUGGAUUAAAAAUAAUAUGACAUGAAAUUAAAUAAUCAAAACUAAUUUAAUUAUUUACAUCAAUUUUAAUAAAUUUUGUUUUAAAAUUAAUUAAAUUAAUUAUAAUGUAAUAAAUAAGCACAUAAUUAAAACAGAA